AUGGACACAUCAGAAGAUUCGGGCGAAGAUGCAAGCAUACCUAGCGAAGAAGAAGUGGCAUACUUGCGUUCCGACAUUGAGCUGAAUGAACGACUUCUAUUAUCUAGUGCUCGACAGAAUCCUCUCAAUGUCAAUACCCUUAUCCUCCCACCGUACCCAUUGCCUACCACAACACCGAGCCAUAAUCGAUAUAGUCGGGCGCGAACUAGUUCACGACCAUUACCUUGGCUAGCUCUGGUUCUGGGUAUCCCCUUGAGACGACAGAAUGCCAUAAGAGGCGGAGUAGGAAGACAUCAUUAUCGCAGGUAUAAUCCCCAAACGGAAACUAGUUCUACUCAACCUGAAAUUGCAGAGGGUGAAGAUAAAUAUCUCAAAGAACUUCUGGCACUCGGAGAAGACAACAAUUCUCGAUUGAAGAAAUUAUUGAGUUUGGAGGCUGAGGAAUUACACAAGGAUAUCGUGGAAGUGUACAAAGCGAUAAAGCUGAUUUCUACUUUCCAAGGUGAAUCGCCAUUGUUUUUCAAAAACAAUUACGAAUACUCGAAGAAGUUCCGGAUCUUGUUUUUUGCCAAAUUGAAUCGGGCUAAAUUCCAAUCUGAUCAGCCCGGGUUACCCAACUUGGAAUUCGCCAUGGACUCAUACUUGAAGAAACGAAGAAACAAACUGUUGUUUUUGAAUGUCAAACCUACAAUUGCUCCACCUCCAAAAUCGAAAUUGUUCAAGAAGCCACUCAAGAAAAAGAGAAGGAUCCAUAGGUACCAGGACACCAGUGUAAAGCGGCAAAAGAUCGCAGCAGGACUGAAACCGCAGGAAACACAUCUCCUAUUCAACUCAAAACUAUCGCUAUCCAAACUGGAAAAGGAGACAAUCUUGUCAUGCUUGCCUAGCUCAUACAUGCAAUCUGGAUCCAGUUUUGCAAUCUCAAUGACACUGCAACCUACACCUUUACAACAGGGCAAUUUGGUGUUUACAAAUGUCACUGGUCCUGAACUCAACGGGGUGUUUAACUUUGAAUCACUGAAACAGCCAGGGAUGACGGAUUUGCAUUGCAUGCUCUUGAAACUCCAUUCAUUUAUAAAGUAUUUCUGUGGAUUCACAGACAAUAGCUUACCCAGGAAUAAGAUACUUGUGCGAAAGUUGAAUGUGCUUGAUCGAAUAAGUGUGGAUCCGAAGAUUAAGUAUGUUUCUCAGUUGAAGUAUCCCGAGGUCAAUGUCCCGUUUCUGGGUCAUUUAAUCGAUUUCAACAAAUAUGAUUUGCGGUUUAUGGAAAGUGGGCGGUUUGGCGCCCGGGAACGGUCGAAUCGAGUCAGAUUACAGCUUGGUGAAUGGAUGAAGAUGCUGCCGUUUAUCCAAUUCAAGGAAAAUUAUUUUAUUAGUUUUUUGCAUGAAUUAGAAGAUAAUCUUAAACACUUUAGGACCAUCCGAGCCAAGAAGGAACAGAAGAGCGAAGCAUUACAUUUGACGAAACAGUUUAAGGCGAACUUGUUCCAAUUGACCAAAGACUUUGGUUUUAUCAACAGUCGCAACAAUUCCCUGAUUCCAUUUUUGGAUGAACAGCUGCUGAGAAAACAGGGCAAGUACCGCGAUGGGUUUCUUGAAGAUUGGGAUAGAAGUUUGGCUCAUAGGUUAUGUGAAGUGAUUACCAGUAAUGAUUCAAGCACGUUGUUGAAUGUGCAAUUAAACUAUGUGUUGUUUGUGAUUAAAGUCGACUUGUCGAAGUUGUUGGAUGAAUACAUCUUGUUUAUAUUUGACCAUGUUGAUGUAUCGCUGGAAGAUCGUGUUGAGUAUAUCAACAAGUACAAGAAUGUCUACAAUUCCAUCUUUCGCGAUGAACACCAACGACAAAUGAAAGAGCGAGAUACAACACCGCCACCGGUAGCGACUUUGCUUGGAUCGAUUGACCGGAAAAUGGGCCAGAUUGAAGUUCAUAAUACUGUGCCUAACAUGUACUACCGCGAACCUGGGGCCAAAUAUAUGACGAAUAUAAUAAUGACGCGGCACUCGCCCGUGACGCUUACGGAUUACGGAAGCAGGAACACGUACGUGUAUGAUGAUUUCGAGGUAUUUAAUAGCGAAGAGCUGACAUUGCCUGUUCCGGCGAACUCACGGUCGUUUAAUACCAGACUGGGAUAUGUUGAGAAUGACGACCUGAUUGAAACCAAGUUGGUGGGAAGUAGCAAGUUUGUAAACAAGGGGAAUCCUGUGUGUGGAAUGGUAUAG
Molecule: messenger RNA, 2220 nt
Organism: Spathaspora passalidarum NRRL Y-27907
Lineage: Eukaryota; Fungi; Ascomycota; Pichiomycetes; Serinales; Debaryomycetaceae
Exons: 1
Coding region: 1-2220 (739 amino acids)
Source: RefSeq, a predicted model, not a curated record